GUUGGCAGACGAGACUGGUCUUUCAUCGAGAGAACUUACGUAUUCCAUCGAGCACACUUGCGCGUCUUCAGGAGUUGAUUGUUGAGACAUGCAUUUUGCCUCUCAUUCAGAUGAAAAUAACAAGAGUAGUAUCAUGAUGAGGAAGAUAUAAAUUAGUUCUCAAUCUCCAAGUUAUUUUCUCAGCAGUCCACUUCCUUCUUCAUUCAUACACACAUAUUACAUCCUCAACAGCUGGUCUGAUAAUCCAACCCUUACUUCUUAACUCUAUACCGUAUUAUCAACCAAGCCAGUCUUCCCAAUCCAUCAAAAUGCAGCUAAACGUUAAUACUGCUUCCCUCAUCCUCUUCUUCUGCAGUGCCCUGGUGGCAGGAGCUCCAAUUGCUGCCAAUGAGCUUGGACUUUCAGAGAGAGCUGAUCUUCCUCCACCCCCUCAACCAACUUCAAACCCACCUCCCAUUCCCAAGACCAACACAGUCGAGAUUGAAGAUCGUGCCAACAAGCCCCCUCCACCACCAAAAAAUGGAAAUGGACCAGCCCGUCCUCCCCCUCGCCGUAGCGAAGGAAUCGAAGUAGAAGCUCGAGCAAAUCCACCACCACCCCCUAGCCCGACUCCAGCUCCUCCCCCUCCCCCAACUAACAACAACAACGCCGUGAGAGCAAACCCGCCCCCUCCACCACCAAAAGGAAACGGCAACGGACCAGCUCGUCCUCCACCACGCCGUAGCGAAGACAUCGAGAUAGAAGCUCGAGCAAAUCCACCCCCGCCGCCCCCAAGCCCGACGCCGGCUCCUCCUGCUCCUCCAAAGAACAACAACGCCGUGAGAGCAAACCCGCCCCCGCCGCCACCAAGCCCGACUCCGGCUCCUCCUGCUCAGGAGGAAGAUCUUGAGGAGGAUGAAUGA
Messenger RNA from Mollisia scopiformis, 902 nucleotides. RefSeq lists its product as uncharacterized. Bases 309 to 902 code for a protein of 197 amino acids. The transcript has 2 exons. NCBI's taxonomy places the organism in Eukaryota, Fungi, Ascomycota, Leotiomycetes, Helotiales, Mollisiaceae. The record is from RefSeq and is a predicted model, not a curated record.